This is a messenger RNA of Tarenaya hassleriana, 1336 nucleotides long. Its product is annotated as dnaJ protein homolog 1-like. Gene Ontology annotation, molecular function: protein-folding chaperone binding. The transcript is spliced from 3 exons. The record is from RefSeq and is a predicted model, not a curated record. Lineage: Eukaryota; Viridiplantae; Streptophyta; Magnoliopsida; Brassicales; Cleomaceae. Bases 107 to 1150 code for a protein of 347 amino acids. Gene Ontology annotation, cellular component: cytosol.
GAAUCCAUGAACCAAUCUGGCAAAACCAGUUUCCUGGUGUAGCCGAGUUUCUAUUGAAGAUUGAGAGAGGGACGACGAAGAACAAGGAGAAGAAGAAGCUUUGGCUAUGGGGAUCGAUUACUACAGGAUUCUUCAGGUGGAUCGCGCCGCCAAAGAUGACGAUUUGAAGAAAGCUUAUCGGAAACUGGCCAUGAAAUGGCAUCCAGACAAGAACCCUAACAACAAAAAAGAAGCCGAGGCCAAAUUCAAGCAGAUCUCUGAAGCUUACGAUGUUCUGUCCGAUCCCCAAAAACGAGCAAUCUACGAUCAAUACGGAGAAGAAGGGCUGAAGAAUCAGGUUCCGCCGCCCGGCACCGGCGGAUUUCCAGGAGGAGCAGAUGGUCCGACGUCGUUCAGGUUCAAUCCGAGAAGCGCCGAUGACAUCUUCUCCGAGUUCUUUGGCUUCUCACGGCCCUUCGGCAUGGGCGGUGACUCACGUGCUGGCCCCUCUGGGUUUCGGUUCGGCGAAGAUAUCUUCGCAUCGUUCAGGUCCCCGGCUGGAGAACCCUCGAAUGUGCCGAGGAAGGCAGCUCCAAUAGAGAGGCAGUUGCCUUGUAGCUUGGAGGAUCUUUACAAAGGAAUCACCAAGAAGAUGAAGAUCUCACGGGAUGUCAUCGACUCUAGCGGGAGACCCGCGACAGUGGAGGAGAUCUUGACAAUAGAAAUCAAGCCCGGGUGGAAGAAAGGGACGAAGAUAACGUUCCCGGAGAAAGGAAACGAGCAGAGAGGAAUCAUACCGUCGGAUCUUGUCUUCAUCAUAGAUGAGAAGCCUCACGCCGUUUUCAAACGAGACGGGAAUGACCUCGUCCUUACUCACGACCCUGGACGGGCGGACAUUAACGGUACCUGUCAACAACGUGAUCAGCCCUUCGUACGAAGAGGUCGUGAAGGGGGAAGGCAUGCCAAUUCCAAAGGACCCUUUGAAAAGGGGGAACUUGAGAAUCAAAUUCAACAUAAAGUUCCCGUCAAGGCUCACCGGCGAGCAGAAAACGGGGAUCAAACGGUUGUUAAUGUCUUAGCCGGUGGAUUGAUAGCUUAUAACUUCUCUCUCUCUCUCUCUCUCUCUCUCUCUCUCUCUCUCUCUCUCUCUCUCUCUCUCUGCAGCGUUUGAUUCCUGUUUUGUUCUUUCUUUUUGGAAUUGGUUUAGGAACUGUUAAUUAUAUGAUCAUCAAAUGACGCCGUUUACCUUUUGUAGUGAGAUUUCUCAGGGACCGUCUUUGUUUUUGGUUUUUUGAACUGUGUUCUCCUGAGCUUCAAUCUGUGAGUUAUAAAGGAUAAUCUAUCUUCAUGUUCAUUU